GUUGUGUAGGCUGUGGUUUGCAGUGAAAUUAACCUCACUUUAGUCUAACGGCGUUUGUUGACCGUCAUAGACUGAUUUACCGUAAAUUGUCAUUAGAGCAUAUAAUUUCAACCAUGUCUGCCGAUUUUUAUAUACGUUACUACGUGGGACACAAGGGUAAAUUCGGUCACGAAUUCUUGGAGUUCGAGUUUCGUCCCGAUGGCAAAUUAAGGUACGCCAACAACUCUAACUAUAAAAACGACACAAUGAUCCGUAAAGAGGUCUACGUGCAUCAAGUUGUUAUGGAAGAGCUGAAACGGAUUAUCGUCGACUCUGAGAUAAUGCAAGAGGAUGAUUCUUUGUGGCCACCACCAGACAGGAUAGGCAGACAGGAAUUGGAAAUCGUAAUUAACGACGAACACAUCUCUUUUACCACAUCUAAAACCGGAUCAUUAGUGGAUGUUAGUCAGUCCAAGGAUCCUGAAGGACUUCGAUGCUUUUAUUAUUUGGUUCAGGACUUGAAGUGUCUUGUGUUUUCACUCAUUGGUCUUCAUUUUAAGAUCAAGCCAAUAUAAAUUGUAUUGUCAAUGUUUUUGUAAUAAAAUUUUUGGAAUAUAAUUUAUUUUCUUA
This is a messenger RNA of Aethina tumida (small hive beetle), 609 nucleotides long. It is a transcript of the gene mago, whose product is annotated as protein mago nashi. The record is from RefSeq and is a predicted model, not a curated record. Lineage: Eukaryota; Metazoa; Arthropoda; Insecta; Coleoptera; Nitidulidae. The coding region runs from base 114 to 554 and encodes 146 amino acids. Gene Ontology annotation, cellular component: exon-exon junction complex; catalytic step 2 spliceosome; nucleus. Gene Ontology annotation, biological process: RNA splicing. The transcript has a single exon.